This is a messenger RNA of Thecamonas trahens ATCC 50062, 2265 nucleotides long. Its product is annotated as rab-type small G protein. Gene Ontology annotation, molecular function: GTP binding; GTPase activity. Gene Ontology annotation, biological process: intracellular signal transduction. Gene Ontology annotation, cellular component: trans-Golgi network. The coding region runs from base 1 to 2265 and encodes 754 amino acids. The transcript is spliced from 2 exons. The record is from RefSeq and is a predicted model, not a curated record. NCBI's taxonomy places the organism in Eukaryota, Apusomonadida, Apusomonadidae.
AUGCUGGAUGUCCUGGGCCACUUGGCAGGACGCACAGGGUCGGCCUUGAAGACGUUAGACCUGUCGCUUCCGCUCGUGGGUCGGACGGUGGAGUCAUCGGCCGAGGCGAGACAGCCGGGCGGCGGCGGGUGCUCGGGCUUGGGCGCCGGAGAUGCAGAGAUAGUGGCUCUUGCACAUGAGCUCAUGGCUUCGCUUCGACACAUACAUACGUCGGCACUCGGUGCUGAUGAUGAGUGGAUUGCCGAAGUCUGCUCAGAACGGCCUCUUCCCGACGCUCCCGGCGGUGUCCUCCUCCUCGCUGCCCUCCUUGCUGCUGCCACACGCACCGACGCCGAUGCUUCUGGUGAUGUUCCGCUCUCUCGUGGCGAGCUCACUUGGGCUGCCCUUCCGCUCGCCAUUCUCCGUGCCAUCAUUCGCUUUCCCUCGGGUCUUGCCGCCGUCGGCGCCUCGGCCGAAGUGCUUGCCGAUUUGGUCCAUCUGCUCAUGCUGGCCCAUCUCGCGCUCGCCCCGAGCCCAUCCUCUGGCGAGGCGACUCUGGCUGUGCUCAAGCCACGGUUAGCCUCGCCGCAGUCGCCGAUCGCUUCCGGCCCGCAACGCUCGCCGCUCGUGGGCUCGUCGCGCCUCGCCCUCUCCAUGUCGGCCCUGCCCUCGGACCGUCCUUCUGCCGCUCAGCUCCCGCCAGAGUCGGAGCUCCACACCGUCGUCGCCCACGUCCUCGGCAUCAUGGCCAAUGUCGCCGCCAAGGCCGCCAAUGGCGCCGACGCCCUGCUCGACGCGCUCCAUGCUCAUGAGGCCCGCCUCCGCCUUCGCGUCGCUGACCACGCUGUCGUCCUCCCGUGGCACGUCCUCGCUGCCGCCCUGGCCCCCGACGCUCCACGCUCCGGAACUUCGCUCAUGUGCUCGACAAAAGCAACCACUCUCCGCGAAGCUCUGCUCGAAAAUGUCACCGAGCCGGCCGCCCGCGACUACCUCCUCGCCUCGCUCGGCGCCGCAAACAUCGCCCCGCCGGGCUACCAACGUGUCGACGAGCCCGAUGCCACCGCAUCCGACGCCGAGUCGAUCUCGUCAUCGACCGCCGCCGUCGGCUUUGCCGCCCACGUCACCGCGGAUGCCCUCCUCACCGUCGACGGGCCGGAACUCAUCCGUCGCCUCCGCGCCGGUCUCCGCGUCGACAAGCGCACCUACCGCCUCAAGGCCUAUCGCAACGUCUUUGUCGGAUCCGAGGCCGUCGACUUUAUGGUCGCUGAGGGUCUUGCCACGAGCCGCACGCACGCCGUCGAACUUGGCAACGCCCUCGCCGCCCUCGGCCUCCUCUCUCACUGCAAGGACCGUCACUCCUUCAAGGACGCCUGGCUCUUCUAUGUCUUUACCCGCUGGUCGCAGACCGACGCCCAGGGCGUCGUCCGCAGCGCGUGCUCAGACUGCGGCUGCGCCGAGUUUGUCCGCGGCACAGACGCCGUCAACUGCGCCUACUGUGGCUGUCGGCCCGUCGCACAUGCCCCCUCCACCGUGGAAGACACUCUCUGGUCGCGCGCUGCCGCGCCCGCCCACGACCUCGCCUCGCCCACACUGCCACCGUCGAGUCCGCCGCCGGCUACGCCCCGCCGCGAUCGCCUGCUGAAGGUUGUCCUCGUCGGCGAGGCCGGGGUCGGCAAGUCCUCGCUCUGCCGCCGCAUGGCUAAUCUCAAGUUUGCCUUUAAGCUGCCACCCACCAUCGGCGUCGACCAUGUAUUUGUCCGCUUCCCGCGCUCAGAGCAGCCUGGAUCGAGCACUGUGCUCUUCCAGCUCUGGGACACCGCCGGCGUACGGGCCUACCGCCUCGCUUCGCAGCUGGUCUUUGCCGGCGCCGCCGCCGUCGUCCUCAUGUACGACGUCACCAACGCCGCCUCCUUUGCCGCUAUUGCGGACAACUGGCUCCCGCUCCUGGCCAAUCAUGGCCUCCUCACCUCGGCCCGCCUCGUCCUCGUCGCCAACAAGAACGACGCUACCGCUGCCCGCGUCGUUGACACACCUACCGGUGCAUCCUUUGCCGCCGCACACAACAUGCACUUUGUCGAGACCUCGGCAAAGACCGCCGUCAACGCCACCACGCCGCUCGCCCAUCUCGCUGCCGUCCUCGCCGCGCCCCUGUCAGCCGCCGAGAGCCUGCCCACCGGCCCGCCGUCUCUACUCCACGCCCGCUCGCUCUCGCUUCCAGCCUCGCGGUCUUCGGCACUCAAGGCUAUCGACAAAGACAAGCGCCGCCACGUCGACCACCGGGCCUGA